Pelobates fuscus (common spadefoot toad) is the source of this 1700-nucleotide messenger RNA. It is a transcript of the gene MRPL44, whose product is annotated as mitochondrial ribosomal protein L44. Gene Ontology annotation, molecular function: ribonuclease III activity; double-stranded RNA binding. Lineage: Eukaryota; Metazoa; Chordata; Amphibia; Anura; Pelobatidae. Gene Ontology annotation, biological process: RNA processing; mitochondrial translational elongation. The coding region runs from base 16 to 1146 and encodes 376 amino acids. The transcript has 4 exons. The record is from RefSeq and is a predicted model, not a curated record. Gene Ontology annotation, cellular component: nucleus; microprocessor complex; mitochondrial large ribosomal subunit.
GUAUUGGUGCUGUCUAUGUGUGCCAUGACACUAGUUCUGGCGGAAGUGGCUUCAUGUAUCCGGGUAGUCCAGGCGGAAGUGCCAUACUGGCUCAGUCCCCUUGUGGAACCUUUGUGUGAUUCCGCGGUUGCUGCGGGGAGGGUUGAGGGCGCUGCACAGCAAUCUAUCCACCUUGCCAUGUCCUCCGUGCUCUUCACCCUGCGCUCCCUGGCGGUGUCCAGCCUCCGGUAUCCCCCGGUUAGGGGGAAGAAGCGCUGGCUCAGGUCUUACCUGCUGGCCCUGGAGAAGCAGCGGCAACUGGAGGGCCCCCCGAAGCCGAUCCCCCGGUCACAGCAGCUGAACUUCGACUACCAUGCAGAAAUUGUAGCUUUCUCAAAGCGACUUAAUGAGACUUUCUCGUUGGAUCUUUUGAAAACGGCAUUUGUGAACUUUUCAUACUUGGAACAGGAGCAGAACAGACGCCUAGAGCUAGGGUUGGACAAAGAAACCGCUGCACUGAAUCUACAGGAUAACCAGGAACUUUUCCAAAGAGGGUCUGAUUUCACUGCCCUAUAUCUUAAAGAGAACCUGCAGCAAGGGUUCCCCAACCUACCUGUUUCUGGAAUCACAGCCUUAAUUGACUAUCUCACUAGUGAAGAAAUUAUCUGCCAUGUGGCCCAAAAUUUGGCAGUAGAGGAUUUAGCACUGAGCUCAGAGUGUCCAUUGUCUUCUGGCACUCUUCAGCGAACUUUCUUUGCAGUAAUUGGAGCUCUACUGCAGAGUAGUGGCCCUGAGAGAACAGGACUGUUUAUAAGGGAUUUCCUGAUUUCACAACUAAUUGGGAAGGAUCUCUUUGAUGUCUGGUCAGUCAGGGACCCUAUGACCCUGCUGGUUGAAGAAUUGUCUAAAAGGAACGUUGCUCUCCCAGAACCCAGGCUCACAAAACAAUCUGGAGUCAGCACUGCCCUUCCUGUAUAUUUUGUGGGUCUGUAUUGCAAUAAGCAGCUGAUAGCAGAAGGUCCCGGGGACUCCAUCGCUGCUGCAGAAGAGGAAGCUGCACGUGUUGCUUUGCGGAAGAUGUUUGGCUUCACAGAGAACAGGCGGCCUUGGAAUUAUUCUGUUCCCAGGAAGGAUAAUACUGAGAAAAUGGCCAUUAGCAGCAUAUAGCAUUCUCCUUCAUUAGACCACUAAUUGCCAGCAGCAUAUAACGCCCCCCCAAAAAUAUUUUUGGUAUCUAUUUUUGGGCACCAUGCAAAAACUGAGAAAGUACACUGCUUAUUUGUAGUUGAUGGACAGUUAAGUACUAGGUUUAAACAAAGAUUAACUGUGGUGUUUAAAUCAGCAGAAGAUAAUGUUAGAUAACUAGUGAAUCAUGGUGCGGUGACCUCGAACUUGCAAAAUUUAGGCCAAAAUAUCAAAGUUGACGAUUAUUUUUCUUUCCCACAUUCUUCACUAUUCUAUUCUAAAUAUAGCAAGUUUAUUGCCAUCAAACAUUGAUCCAAGCUAAUAUUAGAAAAGUGGCCUUUGGUUUGCCCACGCUGACCGCCGCUGCUGUGGAUUUCCCAUUCAGAGUACUUUGUUUUGUUUGAUAUUUUUCAACCUUGGAAGGGAUACAGUAAUUGACCUAACAACCCUGUACUCCUUCAUUCUCUUGUUUAAAGAAGACUUGUUCUACAACCUGUAUAUAUGCUCUUACCUGCAAAAUAAAAUAUGUAAAAAUA